Messenger RNA from Amaranthus tricolor (Joseph's coat), 880 nucleotides. Its product is annotated as protein mago nashi homolog 2. Gene Ontology annotation, biological process: RNA splicing. NCBI's taxonomy places the organism in Eukaryota, Viridiplantae, Streptophyta, Magnoliopsida, Caryophyllales, Amaranthaceae. The record is from RefSeq and is a predicted model, not a curated record. The transcript is spliced from 3 exons. The coding region runs from base 133 to 591 and encodes 152 amino acids. Gene Ontology annotation, cellular component: nucleus; exon-exon junction complex.
AUGGCCCAAUUUGAAUGCUAAAAUAAGAACUACGUGCCCAGAGAACCUCUUCUUCUUCCUCAGAUUUCCAUUUUGUCCACAAACCCGUGUCUACAAUCCGAAUCUGUAACCCGAUACCUUUGUGCAUUAGCUAUGGCGGCAGCAGAGGAAGAUGCAGGGGAGUUCUACCUUAGGUAUUAUGUAGGUCACAAAGGAAAAUUCGGCCAUGAAUUUCUUGAAUUCGAGUUUCGUCCCGAUGGCAAACUUCGUUAUGCUAACAAUUCCAACUAUAAAAAUGACACCAUGAUUCGUAAGGAAGUAUUUCUCACUCCUUCUGCUCUUCGCGAAUGUCGCCGCAUCAUUUCUGAAAGCGAGAUAAUGAAGGAAGAUGACAAUCUGUGGCCAGAACCUGAUAGAAUUGGGAGGCAAGAAUUGGAGAUUGUGAUGGGAAAUGAGCAUAUUUCAUUUACAACUUCGAAAAUUGGUUCACUUGUUGAUGUCCAAAGUAGUAAGGAUCCUGAGGGUCUUCGCAUCUUCUACUACCUUGUCCAGGACCUGAAGUGUUUUGUAUUUUCGCUGAUCUCACUUCACUUCAAAAUCAAGCCAAUCUAAGAUUAAUUGUAUCAUGGCGUGCUGUUGAUGAUUUUGUGUUAUAGCUUUUGUUCAGGACCCAACGGUUAUUUCUGAUGUAUGGCUUUCUAAGGAUGUGAAGAACAUGUGACUGAUUUGUAAUGGAUUUUUCAUUUUUCAUCUGUUUCGCUUGAGGUGGCUGUUUCUGGAAAUGCAAAAAAUUCAUCAACAUCCGAAAUUUAUAUGGGAUUGAUUUUUACUUAAUUUUUAUUUUCAGGGUAAGAAAAAUAUUAAAUACGUUGCUUUUAAAUCCUAUCAUAUCAUUGGUGUU